AUGAUGGAUGAUGAUUUAUCAUGGUUAUCCUCAUCGACAUCAACUGAAAGUUCAUUAUCAUCAUCAUCAUCGUCGUCAUCAUUAACUGAAAAUUCAUCGUCACCGACUGACUUACCGAAUGUUACUGUUAACAACACAGUGUCGAAUAAAC
Molecule: messenger RNA, 151 nt
Organism: Adineta ricciae
Lineage: Eukaryota; Metazoa; Rotifera; Eurotatoria; Adinetida; Adinetidae
Source: the annotation of a GenBank genome assembly